Cydia pomonella (codling moth) is the source of this 2891-nucleotide messenger RNA. Its product is annotated as protein SERAC1. The transcript has a single exon. The coding region runs from base 641 to 2872 and encodes 743 amino acids. The record is from RefSeq and is a predicted model, not a curated record. NCBI's taxonomy places the organism in Eukaryota, Metazoa, Arthropoda, Insecta, Lepidoptera, Tortricidae. Gene Ontology annotation, molecular function: protein binding.
AAAAGACAAAGAUCUCCGCAAUUUGCGAAUUUUGGUUUUUGCGGUAGGCCCCCAGUUAUUAGUAUGUGUAAGCGAGAACGAAUAUCGACAGUCGAGAAAUCGGAUAUCGUUAGUGUUGUGUGCCGACAGAGUAAGAGCCCUAGUGCGCAAAAUGUUCAAGUCAAUAAACAAGACCAAGUGCGAGUAGUUCGAAAAAGUCGCGCGGCUAGAAGAUGUUGAUGUCAACUUUAGCCAGUCUUCUUCGAGACCACGGGGACAACGCCGUCCUCGGAACGUCGGAUGUAAACAUAAAACUUAAAAGGCGAUUAAGUCCUGUUUAUAUCAGUUAAUAAUUUAUACAUGAGUAAAGAUCUUCGCCAAACUAUAUAUUCCACGUUAUCCUAAUAUCCCAGAUACAUAUAACUCAUGGUCACCCUAAUUAGAAAGAGAUGCAACGGCCCUCUUUGACUUUUCAUGUGGACACACUUUUUGGCCAAUGUAUAAUCCGGAUAAUCUUAUAAGUCCGUGGUGUGGCUAUGUUCAAAACAGACUUCAACAAGUGAAAUGUCAAUGUCAUAGAUAUUUCAAAAUAUUAUUAUGAUUUUAAAGCUCAACUCCUCGGUAUUUUUACGUUAUACCCUGCAUAGUUAAAUAUCUCAUCAUGAACAUGCACGAGCGCAUAAAAAUCGUUUUAAAAAUAUUGAAAUUUUCAUCAUUUUUCGGAUGCAGUGGAUUCCUAGUCGCCUAUCCUUUUCGACAAACGUAUAAAUCUAUUGGAAAAAUAGUGAAUUCUAAUGUUCUCGUGACGGAGAAGAAACACACUCCCGAGUACAUCUACAUAGAUGACCCCAGCUACGAUUUAACCGUGAGGAUGGAAGAAGACAAAGCUAAUAGGCAGUCAGUGGGAUGGAAUCGUAUUUGGAAAAGUUUGAAACACUCUCUGGCGUGGCGAUUACUAUGGUUAUGCAAACACGGGAAUCAGGAGCAGCGAAACAUCGCGCUGGUACAGUUGGCUUCGUUCAACAACAACAAGGAAUGGGACUGUCUGAAACUUGCGCAGGCGAUCGACAAGAACACCGCGGUGCUGCUGGCGCGCACGCGCGGGGCAGACCUGCGGUACUUCCUGCCUCCGCCGAUCCACGUGAGAAAGGCCGCGAAAGCGCCGGAACUACUCUCCUAUAAGUUUCAUGACCUAAUUUUAGCUGUGCAGAAUCUUCAGCGUCAUAGUUGCAUACAGCACUUCUUAUCUAAGUAUUUUGCUAAUGUCCAAGAACAAGCAAUGGAGGCUGACAGUAUACCUGCUAAGCCAGACACCUUAAGUGAACGUGAUCUAUGCUUGAUGUGCUUGGAUGCUUUACAUCAUCAUUUAAGCUUAUUUAAUAACAAUAAUUAUGAGGAUGAUCACUCGGCCAAAUUGUUAGCAAACAUGGGCAUAAUGUCCUGUCUCGCUGAAUUGUUUUUAAGGCAUCCAAAUGAUGUUGAUGUGGAUCUGGCAGUGCUAAGAGUUCUUACCGUUUUAAGUGUUCAUACUAGUCUCCUCACUGCAUUCUUUGAAAAUGGUCUCAUUAGAGAGCUAUCAAGAUUAUUACAAUCGGGAGACAUCAGAUUAUCAAGCUCUGCUGCUGUGUGUUUGGCAAACCUGUCUGGAGAAUAUUGUUACAGGCCAGGGUUAUAUUUAUUACAUCCCCUGUAUAGAAAUACUGCAACUCCAAUAUGUGAUACACUACUGGUUCAUGGCUUGAGAGGCGGUGUUUUUGUGACCUGGAGGCAAAGAGAUCAGUCAUGUAAGCCGGUUGGUAUUUUAGAAGGCACUUUGGCAGACCUUGAGUGUGGUGAUGCUGUGCCAAGAUAUAUAGAUCAAGAGUUACAACAGGUAAUGGAAGAAAUAAUAGAAUUAGAAGAUGAAGCUUUGCUUGCCAAUAUAGAAGUGGUGCUGGAGGAUCUGCCUAUCGAUUCCAAAAGAGAUGAUGCAAAUGCCUCCUUCUAUACAGUAAAAAAUAAGCGCUUAGGCCUAAUUCAAGAGAGGCAAGACCGCUGCGCUUACACCUCUUGUUGGCCUAAGGAUUGGCUUCCACAAGAUUGUAGUAAUCUUAGGAUCAUUGGUGUAAAUUAUCUUAGCUCUUUAUCAGACUGGCUGGAACGGUGUCCUCUACAGGCUUCUGAUAUAUCAGCUCGGGCUUCUGAAUUAGAACCUAAUUUAAUUGAUGCCGGAGUUGGCAGCCGAAAUACACCAAUAGUAUGGCUAGCUCACUCAAUGGGUGGGCUCAUAGUAAAACAAGUGCUCAAUGUUGCUGCUCAAAGCCAGGAUCCCCAAGCCAACAAACUUUGUGAAUGUACCAAAGCAGUACUUUUCUAUAGCACACCCCAUAAGGGGAGUGCAUUUGCCACCAUGCCCAGAGCUGCAGCAGCAGUGUUGUGGCCGUCUACAGAUGUGCGCCAAUUGCAAGAAAACUCACCAGUAUUAUUAGAUCUACAUCAAUUAUUUCUAAAAUAUGCUGACAGGUAUAACUGGGAAACAAUCAGUUUUGCAGAAAGUUUACCUACUUUGGUAACAGCAUUCAAGGUUCCUGUACAUUUUGUUGAGGCUGUAUCAGCAGACUUAGGAAGAGGACCUUUCUAUCAACUGCCGGUGGAUCACUUGUGUAUAUGUAAGCCUGCAACUAGGCAAAGUAUUUUAUAUACGACAUUGUUGGAUGUACUGCUUAGGGUGACUAACAAAGAUGAAUCACUAAAGUACACCAAUGUAGAAUGGUUUUUCAACAUGUUAUUGGAAACCUUGCAACGAAAAAAGGCGGAAAUAAUGGAAGCUUUGAAUGGCUCCCAAAGUAAUGAAGGUCUACGCUGGUCUGAACGGUUGUUAUUAGAUAUUUUUACUGAUGGAUUCACUGAUUAGAAUAAAUGUCAUGCAAAAA